UCAACGCUCUCUGGUGAGAAAAGUUGAAGUUGCCGCGCACGCAGAGCGGCAGCAGACGACGAUAACUUCGCAGGAAAAAUUUUCUCGUAUGGACGGAAGACAGGACCAAGGAGGUUAUGAGAGAACCUCUGGAGGUUUGGGGGGCGACUUCAUCUCUCUCGGAUCAAAUAGUGGACCAGACGAUUCUAAUCAGAGAUGGCCGCGAUGGAACCGACGAGGACGUGGACGCGGUAUACAUCAGUCGUACAACAGAUUCGAGAGACAGUUCUGUGAUGGACCCAGCCAACCCGUUCAUUCAGAUAAUCCGCAACACAUGAGAGAACUUAGCCAAGCACCAUUCUAUUCAAAUAAUCCUCAUCACAUGAGAGAACCUAGCCAAGCACCGUUCUAUUCAAAUAAUCCUCAUCACAUGAGAGGUCAAAAUAGAGGCAGAGGAAAUCAGAACUUCCGCGGGCAGCAGGGCCCUAGGAAUCCCAAAUACCCUAAGGGUUCUGAUAUUCCAAUAUCCGCAUACUACCACCCAUCUAUGGUGGAAGAUCCUUGGGAGGCCUUAGAGAACUUAUUACAAGGCCCAAAAAUCGAAGCACCUUCAAGUGACGUGCCUCGUGAUGAUUUGGAUCAAAUUGCGGAUGAAAGUGAUGACAUAGAUAGGCCAAAUUCAGGAGACAGUGAUGAUUCUGAAUGAAUAAGUAUUUUGUAUGUUUUCUCUUAAAUGAAAGAGGAAUUUUAUUUUAAGAUACAGGUUCAUACAUUAUUAAAUUACUAUAUGACAGAGAAAGGAAGAAUUUGUUUACCACAACUGACCAUACUUAUUUGAUUAUAUUGUAAAAGCUCAUUUAUUUUCUAAGAAAUACAAAAUAUAUUUAAC
Thrips palmi is the source of this 868-nucleotide messenger RNA. RefSeq lists its product as uncharacterized. NCBI's taxonomy places the organism in Eukaryota, Metazoa, Arthropoda, Insecta, Thysanoptera, Thripidae. The record is from RefSeq and is a predicted model, not a curated record. The coding region runs from base 89 to 685 and encodes 198 amino acids. The transcript is spliced from 3 exons.